GUUGUGAAUUUCCAUGAAUUUCUAUCUAUAGAUUUUCUUAUUUUCAUUUAAAAGAUAUUCAAGUUCUCUCUAUUUUAUAUUAUUUUUAGUUCGAUUCGUGAAAGCAUUAAACAUUUUCGCUACUUUUAUCACAAACACAAUGGAUUUAGUAAGUGAUACUACAUUGAGUACUACAUCAAACAGUGCAGAUGAAUGUGAAGAUGAAGUGGAUCCCAUUCACGAUAUCAUUGAUUACUUAAUUCGGUGCGCAAACAUAUCCUUCAGGAAUGCUCAUAUAGACGAAGCUCAAGUGCGCACUAGCGAAAAGAAACACAUGGCUCUCGACAUCUACAAAAAAUCGAUCUCAUACUUUCUGUUACAAUUCGGUAAAUAUUUAGCUCCACAACAUUUACAAUAUUUUGAGAAACUACCCAUCUCCAAUGAUAUUGAAGGUGAAAAACUUAAAAACUGUGUGAAAGAAUUAAAACGAUAUCACUCUGAAGAUGUAAAGCGAAAGAGAAUACGAAACAGGCGCUACCAAGCUUGCCUAAAACUUCAAGAGGACUCAGACUAUUUUAGUGAAAAGGAAAUGAUGUUCCGUAACCCUUUAUUGUAUGAACAGCUAGUGGGGCAGUACCUCACUGAUGAAGAGAUCAGAGAGAGAGAUGGGGCUGAUGCAGAGAACCUCACAUUUCUCAACAUGAUUCUGGAAACGGUUGACCGUAAUGAAAUGAGGCAGACUAAAAAUGAACAGAUGUUAAAUGAAGAUGAGGAAUUAGGAGAUACUCAGCCUGAUGACUUGAAUAUCCCUAAAGCUCCUACUAGGUGGGGAGAGUUUGAAACACCAGAUACACAAGUCACAGCUAAACCUGAGAAGAGAAAACAAAACUGCAUCAGUGCUCCGGAGAGACAACUCCUACGUCAAGAGUUUUUACAGGAAAUGUACAACAGCUUCAUAGAUGGCAGAGAUGUAGACAUAGACUACACCAGCAUAGACAACAAUGAACAAUAUGAUGAUCUGAAACAGUUGUCACAAGAUGCUGAAGAUAAAUACUUUGAUUCUGAGACCACUGAUGUAGACAACUUGGAAGAACAUAUGAAGCUGGUAGAAGUAUAUGGGAAGAAGAGCAGCGGUGAUGGUGCUGAUGAUACUCUAGAUAUAUUUAUGGAUCACUUAAAUAAAAGACAUGUAAACUGUUAAUAAUUGCUUUUUUAUU
Messenger RNA from Plutella xylostella (diamondback moth), 1196 nucleotides. RefSeq names its product coiled-coil domain-containing protein 97. Lineage: Eukaryota; Metazoa; Arthropoda; Insecta; Lepidoptera; Plutellidae. The record is from RefSeq and is a predicted model, not a curated record.